Messenger RNA from Saprolegnia diclina VS20, 2202 nucleotides. RefSeq lists its product as hypothetical. Lineage: Eukaryota; Oomycota; Saprolegniomycetes; Saprolegniales; Saprolegniaceae. Bases 1 to 2202 code for a protein of 733 amino acids. The record is from RefSeq and is a predicted model, not a curated record. The transcript has 10 exons.
AUGCUGCCCGCGAUCCACCGCGGCAAGCCUCCGCUUGAGAAACCCAAGACCCCACUCCUUUCGCCGAGCAACCAAGAGCGAACGCUCGCCGACGAGUACUGGGACCGCAUCACUGCGAUCGAGCGCGAGAACGACCGCCUUCGCCACGACGUCUUGCAGCUCCAAGCCGCGCAGGUUGACGAGUCCAAGCUGCAUGCGCUAGCGACCGAGUGCCAUGAGCUCCACGUGGCACUGCACAACAAGGUGCAAGCCGACGCGUUCUACCAAGAGAAGGACAAGCAAAAGGCGGCGCUCAUCUUUGGCGAGAUUGUGCGCCUUGGCAAGGCCGUCGAAGACGUCGUCGGCGAUCUGCGCCAGCACGUGGCGGCUACCGAGCAGCGAUUGACGAGUCUCGAGCGACGGCUCGGAGAACCGACGUCGACGGCGCUGGCCAAUGAGUCGGCACUGCGAGACCACGAUCGUGCCCUCGAUGAGCUCAAGACACUCGUGCUCGCAACCCGCAGCGCUGUGACGCAGCUCAAGUCCGAGACCGACGCUGAGCGAUGGAAGACGAUGGAGAUGGGCAGCGCGAGUAGCAACAGUAGCCACCGUGUCGACGCCAGCGCGCUCGUCGAGCUCGAAACGCGCCUCACGGGGCUCGUGGACCGCGUUGCGUCACGGGCCGCCAUGGACGCGGGGGACGUCCGUCGCCACUUGGACGAAUAUCGUGAAAUGCAGAGUGCGACCGACGCUCGCCGCGCGAGCCAACUCGCCCAAGACAUGCGGCGCCUCGCCGAGCACGUGGGCGGCCUCGAGCAGCUCCUACUGCAUGAGACCAAGUCGAUGACGGCCCAUGUUCAGGCGAUUGUCUCGGAGAGCGACAUCAAAUUCCGCGCCGUGGUCGACGAGCUCGGGCACGAAGUGCGGCACCGCAACGCUGCGUACGUGCAGCUCGACGACGAGCUCCGGGCGCAGGUCGCCGACUUGCGGGACGCCACGCGCGAUGUCACGGCCAGCGUCCAGACGCGGCUCCGGGACCUCGAAGAGGUCUUGCCACUUGAGAUUCAAGCACGGCAGAAAGGCCAUGCGAGUCUAAAAAAGCGCAUCGACGGUCUCACCAAGGGAACGACCAGCAGCAUCGAGACCAUCAAGAAGGAUCUUGAGGCAAGUGUCUCGGGCGUCAUUGCGCGUACGAACGCCUGCGUCGCGCACCAGAUCGAGCUCGAAGCGGCGGUCGCGCGCCACGGCGACGACGCUCGGAGCGCCGUCCACACUUUCCAGCGUGAUGUGCACGGUGCCAUUGCGGCCGCGCUCGAGGCGACGGCCACCGAGCAUGCGCAGCGGCUCGUCGCCUGUAUGGACGUCGUCGACACGGUCAAGGCGCUGCAAGCGACCACGGACGAGCGCUUUGAGAGUGUGCGCCAAGGAUGGGCCCGCUUGGAAGCGACCACGUUGGCGCUCUUGCGUGAGCAGAACGCUGGUCAGUCGCUCGCGGUCGAGGAGCUCCAUACACGCCUCUUGGCACUCCACGCUGCCGUGGACGGGCACCGGGCGGCCGGUGUUUCGCAGCACACGGCGGCCAAGACCGAGCUGGAAGCACAGCUGCAGACAAUCUCAUCGGCGGUCGCGUCGUCCAGUAUGAGCCAAAGAGCGGCAGUCGAGGCAUUGCAGUCGCAGCUGGACGCUCUGGUGGUCAAAUCUGGUGAGGACCACGCCGCCGAGCGGAAUGCGCAGAUGUCUGCCGUGGCCGCCGUACGAAGCGCACUCGAUCGGGUCACUGAGCAGCACGCAGCGCAGUGCGAAGCGCUCCGCGAGAGCCUUGAGAGUGCUGAGAGGCAGCGACGCGACGAUGUACAACGCGUUGAGAGCCACUUGGCAAGUGACGCGGAUCGUGUCACCACGAUUCAGGAGACGCUAGUGACCAUGGCGUGGAACAUUGAGCACCGCAGCAUCGACGACACGGUCAGCGCAGUCCUCCACGCGUGCGUCGUCGACGUUGAAGAGAAGGCGCUUGCGGCUGCUGUCGCCGCCCACCAGCAGGAUGUGCAGCUGCAGCUGCAAGUCACCCGCAACAAGAUGGAGGCGAUGCGCGCAUCGCUGCAUGCGUCGCUGCGAGACGACUACACGAACCUGCGCGCGUCCAUAGCCGUCAUCAACCAGACCCUCGAUGGCCUCGUCGGUCGAGCGCCGCCUGUAGCGAGUGAGGAAGGAUUUCUUAUUUAA